AUGGUCCAGUCCGUCACCAAGGUCAUAUACAGGCCCGAUACGCAAUCCACGGAAGAGUUCGUUGCGAUGGUAAACACCGCAGAGUUCAAGAGGUGGAAGAAUGGAGACACUAGUAUACCGCUCACAGAAGUAGUCGACUCGUUUGAGGUGUACCAUUCUAGCCAAGGCCACCUACUUCGUCCAUCACGUCAGCAACUCGAGAAUGUGUUUGGGACGUCGAAGGACGUAGAUGUGUUGACAACAAUCCUGCAAAACGGGAAGGAGCAACCAGUGAACGGCUUUUCUAAUGGUCUGGGUGUCACGAAUAUCGCCAGGACGAAUGCCGUGAUCGAUUGCAAGGGCAAGGGAACGUCUGGCAUCUAA
Molecule: messenger RNA, 363 nt
Organism: Pisolithus orientalis
Lineage: Eukaryota; Fungi; Basidiomycota; Agaricomycetes; Boletales; Pisolithaceae
Product: ribosome maturation protein
Exons: 4
Coding region: 1-363 (120 amino acids)
Source: RefSeq, a predicted model, not a curated record